Molecule: messenger RNA, 4067 nt
Organism: Aplysia californica (California sea hare)
Lineage: Eukaryota; Metazoa; Mollusca; Gastropoda; Aplysiida; Aplysiidae
Exons: 7
Coding region: 453-1661 (402 amino acids)
Source: RefSeq, a predicted model, not a curated record
GUCGACACAACAGCCAGCUGUUGUCUGUUGUUGUAGGUUUAGGUGUGGUUUGUAAUUAGUUCUUGUAUUACUGUACACUUACGUACUAAAUCUAUUAGUGCUGUGGGUGGAAGCUGUGGCAGAUUUCUGCUUUGAUUGUACAACACAAAGAUUGGUCGGAUGGGAAAGGAAUUCUGCUGAAGACACUGCCUGUUUAUUAGGCCUAUAUGCAGAAUCCUCUGUCAGUGCGGUAUUUAUUUCACAGAUGAGAAAGUCGUUACAACACUUUAAAGUGAACUUAUUUUUCACGUACAGUAACAGAACAAUAAUAAUUUUUCUUUAGUCGUCAAGUCAUAGCUGACGAGUGAUUUUGAAUCCCAAAACUGCAGAGUGUGUCGGUUACAGCUGAAAAAGACAGAAUAGAUUAUUUGCUAGGCUGACAGGCAAUAACUUAUUACAGCUUUUCUGUGAUCAUGGCCUACAGUGUGCCAGCUGCUGUAGAAGAUGAUAAUGUCACAUAUGAGAGCCUCGUUGAGGAAAUAUCCAACUUUCUACAAGCGAAUCGAGACAUUUCUCAAAUACGAUUCCAGUGCUUGGUCCACGAGGCUUUUCAACCUAGCUGUAACUCGACCAGCACACAAAAAAAUGACAGGAGAACAAAUGUAGUGUCAGGUGCUGUCUCUAAGGCUCACGUGGCGAGAAAAAGGCAGUCUUCUAAUAGAACAAGAUGGAUUUGUUUCUCCGCUUUCACCUUCAUGGCUGUCAUUUUAGCUUACCUUGUGAGCAGUCAGGCCCAGCAUCUGGCUGUAACGAACAGACUAACGAAGACUGUCCACACGGUUGUGGCAGGCGUUGUACCAUCAAGCUCUCCCUUCCCUCCUCUCAUGGACAUAGCCUACCACUUGGUCCUGAGACCAGCUCGUCUGUUGUCAACGUCUCUGGGCCUAGCCACAAAUAAAGAUUUACAAGAGUGCUACGUGAAGAAUCCUUUACUGACAUUGUGGAAGCAAGACUCGCCGAAGGAGGAGUGCACGUGUUCGCGGGUCAAGUAUAUCCUGUCAGCUAAAGAGGAUCUGGGUCGUGAUCACAAUUUGCCCCUCACUCCGUAUCUCAUUGACGCACAGCCAAUCGUGUUACGGCAAUGGAGCGGCCAUGCUUCAGUGACAGAUCUACGCAGGGAGCUUGUAGAAUUUUCUGGAAUACUUGGUGCUGUCCCCAGUGUGGUGAGCUGUAACCUUGACGUUGUCAGUAACCUGCAGGAUCUCACCAAGCCGCAGAUCUUUGAUGCUGUCGUGAAUAACCCAACUGCUCACCUGGAAUGGCUUACCAGGAACUACAUCGGCUGCUCGGCCAUCAAGAGGUUAUUUCCCCUGCCCGUGGUGUGGCAGCACGGCUUCUUCGAUUCUCACCGAGUCUUGCUUCUGGACGGUGCAGAGUCCAACGCUUAUGAACUGCCCAUUGGCAGCGAGGUGACGAUCUACCUUCAAGGUCACGGGGCCAGGAAGGUCAUCUUGAUGCCCAAAGAGCCGUGCUCCUCUCGAUGUCGCCACCUCUCCACACGCUUGAAGUCAGGAGAUAUUUUGAUGUUCUCGGGCUCUGUGUGGCGAGCCCGCUCGGAGCGUGUGGACGGAGAACCCAGCCUUGCCUCCCUGGCCGUCCUGGAUGAGGAAGAUUCUGAAUGAUGGUCGGCUGUCGUGGCCCGGACAGUUGGUGCCCUUGACAUUUUGUGUUGUUCGUCCAGUCGGUCAUAAUAAAUUAUAAUAAAUAGCAUUUAUAUAGCGCUCAACCCCGAUUAAAAUACACAGGCUUUGAGCUCAUCACUGUCAAUAAGAUUAAAUCAAACGGAGUCACUGUCAGUCAGACGUCCCUCUGUCCCACGGAAAAAGUGACAAUUUUGGCACACUACAACUGAUUCAACCCGCGACCUUGAAAAACAUUUUAUGCGUUUGAUUUUGAAGCUUACGAUCGAAUGAAGUCGAAUUGCUCCAAAAUGGUAGCUUUUGUUCCAUCCAUGAAGGAAAAUCUUUCUGACCCCGAUGACCUUGACAGACUUAAAAAGAAUUCCACUGGCAGUGUGAGCUUGCUGCAAGUUUGGGCUGUGGAGUUUUUGUUUGUCUAUUGUGAUGUCAUGUAACAGGGAAUUGGUUUUCAUUCAUUUUUUUCAAGUCAAUUUUACUUGAUUAUUAAUUGCUGAGGGAAUUAUUUUAAAUUGUUACUUUGAAAUUGUGGAGAUGUUUCUUAUGUUGUUUUAUGUUAUAUCUCCUUUCUAACCAGCAUAUAUAUAUGUGGUGUAGCUUAUGCUCUUAGUUGUCAUCUUCAGGAGCCCCAAGUUCAGUUCCCGAGCGGGGAGAAAAUUUGUAUCUAAUAUCUCGGUCUUUCUGCUGCGAUGUUGUAUCCCUCUUAGCAUGGGUUGGCCCUUACAGAGAGGGUCAGAAGCAUGCCUUCUAAGUUAUCUAAAUUGUGUCAGCGGCGAGUAAAAUUCUUUUUACAUUAAAAAAAAAUUUUUUUUUCAGGAAAAGACACUUCUUGUCCUUAUAUUACGGGUAAAUCAUUUUAUGUUCACACGUUUUCCAUUUUUCUCGCUCAAAUCAACUUGCACACAAUGUGCUAUUUUUUGUUUAACAGUGUAAUUUACACAAUUUCAAAUAUAUGUUCUCUUUAUUGUCCCUCAAUAUCAGUUUGUAAGGGUGAAAGGCUGUCACAUUUUUCUUUUUAUUUGACUUUUUUUAUUCAACAACUUUCCUCCUUAAAUGUUGUGAUAAUUGACACCUACCAUGUGCACUGAGUUACAAGAGGAAUUAGUUUAGACGUUGCAGUAUAUGUAUGCGCAACAUUGUGAGACAUCAUGGUGAAAUCAGGCACUUGUAAAAAUAAUGAAAUCACAGAAACCGACAUUUUUCUGCCCGUGGGGUAAUUUUUAAUUAUUUUUUUUAAUCAACACCUUUUAUCAUGUCCAUUUAAUAACGCAUUUCUCUGUGGAUUUUACUGAAAAAUAUUUAUCAAAGGUACCAAUAUUGUAAGUUUGCAGUUUCCAGGGACAACAUCUAGCAUUUGAAGUCACCAAAGUUGGGGUUCAUUUUUUUUUUUAUUACCUGUCACACCUGGCGACCCCCACCCACCUCCUUUAAUCACAAAUAUCUCGACUUCCAUUCAAGAUUCAAUGGGUAUUUUUUUUCAAUAACAGCAAGACAAAUGAGCAAACUUCAAGUUUCAAGUUUAUACAGUUCCAAGACCAGUAACGUCAUUUGCCCAAAAGUUGACAGGCACCAGACUCCACCAUUUUAGGAAUUCUAGGACACAAUUUGGCCUGUCCUUUUGUGUCAUUAGAGGAAUCUCCAGUUUCCAGCAUGUCAAAGCAAAGCUCUACAUUUUCUUUAUCAUAGGGCAUGGAUACUUACUUUGAAGUAAAAAGUAGAGUGGUAAUUGUUUGGUCUGAAAUAAAAGUGUGCACAAUAGUUUUUGUUGAUUUUGUAAAUCCUAUCCUCGCUGAGGAUGUUAGUGGUGUUUGUUGUUCGGGUAUCGAGUCAUUUUUAAAAUUUAUUUAUUUUCUUUUUUUUUGCCUCAGAAAGAAAAGCGUUUGUAUAUUAUUGGCAGAAAGCCGUUCAAAUGUUCUAAGCCAAGAAAGCAAAAAUUGCUCAGGACAUAGAAGAAAACUGCUUUAAUUCUCGCUCAAAUUGUAUCUAUGUUGCGUAUUUUUUUCUUCCUUUUUUACAUUUAGAAUUUGAAUUUAGACCAAAUAUUAUUUCUGGAUUAUGCAAAGCACCACAUAUUUAGCAGGAUUUAGAAACUGCAAGAAAUUAAGAUAAAAAUCUUUUGAGAAAGUUUGGACAUAGUAAAUUGAACGGCAGGGCAAUGAUAUAUCUAUAUUAUAUUAUACUAUAGUUAUCUGGUCUUGGCCUUUUUGUAGAUGUUACUGAGAUAGAGGUUACAGGUCCCAACUGAUAUGAAAGUUUUUGACAACGCUUGCUUUUGCCUGUUUCCCAUCUGCCAAUGCCUGUCCAGCCUUACAAAUGUUUCACAAUCUCUUUUUUCUAAGACAUCUGUAGUUAUUACAUGUAUUGUAUGGAGAUUAAAAUUUCAAAGAGUCA